Molecule: messenger RNA, 410 nt
Organism: Mycena citricolor
Lineage: Eukaryota; Fungi; Basidiomycota; Agaricomycetes; Agaricales; Mycenaceae
Source: the annotation of a GenBank genome assembly
GGGGAAUACACCGCGCGGCGUCGUGUUCCUGAACGCCGGCCCGCGCGGGCUGCUCGCGCUGGGCCUGUUCUGCGUGUGCUUUCUAGUGUUCGUGGCGUGCGGGGACCAGCUCUACUGGGUCGUUUUCUACGCCCUGGGUGUCAAAGCUUCGAUGAACGGCGCUUUUUAUCUAAUCAACACUUGCGAGACGAUUCCGCGAUCGGCGAACGAGGAUGAUUUUCUAGAGGCUGAGGUCUGAGUCUCGUUUGGGAAUUGGGGCUCGAUUGGGACGCUACACGUGAUCCGGACCGGCUGUAGAAGAGAUCUACGAAGAUCAACUUUCUGUCGACCAGCACUCCUUGCAUGGGGCUAGAGUCCAUCGGCGUCUACCAGAUAUACCCAAUUUUACGAUAAUACAUGUUUAAUUGUUC